Messenger RNA from Electrophorus electricus (electric eel), 1365 nucleotides. Lineage: Eukaryota; Metazoa; Chordata; Actinopteri; Gymnotiformes; Gymnotidae. The record is from RefSeq and is a predicted model, not a curated record.
UGCACGUGCGCGCGUGUGUGUGACCAGCAUCAGGACCAGAGCAGCACUGUGAGUCUAUUUGUGCGCAUGAAUUCUGCAGAUGGAUUUUUGCCUAUUGGACAUGCAGUUACCUGCACGACAGAGGAGUGGUGACUUCAGCUUUAGAGUCUUUUCAGGGUAACCAAACAGGCAGAACUAGACCAGACGGAACUCUGGGCCAGGCAGAACCAAACCAGACACCCUUCAGAGUCGGGCAAAAUCAGCUGACUGUUCGUCCUCACGGCUGAGGGGAGCACGACUGGCACUCCCUGCAUGCCAAACUCUCCUGAACUCUCUCCAAGUAAGUUGGAUCUUCUGCCACUCGGACUGCUUCGGACGCAGAGAGCAAGCAGAGGUCUGAAGCGAGCGCACGAAUUUCUGGGUGGAAAAGAAAGCCUCAGGUGACCCAGCGGGUCCUGCGCAGCCAGGGCGGAAUUGUGCACGUGGGGCGGAGCGUCCUGGCUUCGGAGCAGCCUAGGAGACAGGAGGGAUAUUGGGAAAAGAGCGGCAGACAGAAAGCUCCUCUACGACUUGGCAGAGCGCACAGAGGAGAACGGGAGAUGGAGAUCUGGAGUGCAGGAAUCCGGAGAGGGAGCAGGUGCUGGCCGGAGAAGAGCGCCCUCUACCUUUCACUUAUUGUCAUCUUCAGCGGGUGUGUGGUCGAGGCAUUAGAGAUGUCCACAGGUAAGAUCCCCUUCUUGGAGGCUGUGAAUGGCAGUGACGUUCUGAUUCCUUGCACCUACUUGAGCUGCAUCGGCAUCAAGAACCUGUACUUCAAAUGGGAGUUCAACGACAAUGGCACCAUGCUGACGGUGCUGGAUUCAGUGAUCCCAAUCGAUAAUGCCGAGCCGAUGGACGUUAAUAUUUACCGAGAGCGGGUUGAGUAUGUGGGCUCCAGUAAGGGCAACAACCUGUCCAUGGUGAUCUGGAACGUGACGUUUGAGGAUGCGGGCCAGUACACGUGCUUCGGCAAAAACCCCAAAGAGCGUGGAAAGAACCACAGCGCUAUCUUCACAUUAUACGUGGUGGACGAGCUGAGGGUUGUGGACAACACUCUGAAGCUCAUCAUUGUUUCCGGCGUGGGAGGAUGCAUAGCACUGCUGAUGAUUUUCAUGCUGCUCAAGAACUUCACCAUCUACGUGCUUGAUAAAAUCAAGGAGAAAAAUAAGGAGUGCCUUGUCACCUCCUCAGGGAUUGAUAAUACAGUAAACAGUCUGUCAGGAUCCAGAGUAACUUCCAAAGCCACACCAAAGAAAGCAUGAGACCGACACCUCACGUUUGUGCAUAUGCACACACACCCACCCCAACCUCCCCCCAACACACCCAACCCACACUCACCCACACACA